CGAUUGAGAACUAUUCGCACGCUCUGCUUAACGAUUAUCCGUCUCAGCGUCAGACGGUUUAUUAUGACAAAGAGUGGAUUAGUGCAAGUUCUACCAUCGGCCUCGGCAUAGCAUAUCACAAGGUUGGCCGGUAUGAUGAUGCAUUAGAAUUUUAUGAUAAAGCAUUGUCACUUACCAAAAAACGUGAGGGUAUCCAAAGUGACUUUAAUGCUGUCGUCAGGGCUGUUGAUUUGGAACUCGAAAAACUGAGCGGAAAGUCUGAUGAAUAUCGUAUUGACAAAUUUGUAAGCGACGCGUUGCAGAGCACAAUCUGGACUCAUCCUGGAAUAUUCAAAGGCGAGCAUUAA
Paraglomus occultum is the source of this 347-nucleotide messenger RNA. The record is from the annotation of a GenBank genome assembly. Lineage: Eukaryota; Fungi; Glomeromycota; Glomeromycetes; Paraglomerales; Paraglomeraceae.